GCGCCGUGCCCAUCAUCUACUGUGGUUGCCGGCCCUGGCCCCGCUGCGCGGCGCUGGCGGCCUACGGCGCCCUGAGCCUGGGGGCGCUGCGCGGGGCCGUCGCCGCCGGCUCCAGCGCCCGGCGCCUGGGCUCCUUCGCGGGCCCGGCCCUGUUCCGCCUGCUGCUGCUGGCGCUGCGCGGCGCGGGGCUGGGGGGGGGCGCCCCGGGGGCGCUGAGCUGCUACGGCCGCAUGGACGCCCUGGCGCUGCUGGGGGGCGCCCUCAACGCCGCCCGCGUGCCCGAGCGCUGGAGCCCCGGCAGCUUCGACUACUGGGGCAACAGCCACCAGUUGAUGCACGUGCUGGUGGCGCUGGGGCUGCUGCACCUGCACUGGGGCGUGGCCCAGGACCUGCGCUGGUUGGUGGACAACCCCUGCCCCGGCCAAUGAGGGGGCGCCCGGCGCCCGCCCGCCGGCCAAUGGAGGCGAGCGGUGCGGCUGGGUAGACCUGGCGGCCGUGGGGAGUGGGGGAAUGUGGCUGGGUAGACCUGGCGGCCGUAAGGGAAUGGGCGAUGCGGCUGGGUAGACCUGGCGGCCGGGAGGCGCUCUGCGGGGACGUUGGCCAAUCGGAGCUGGUGGCCGAUGGGCGUGGCCAUGAAGCAGCCAAUCAGCAUUGCCAGACUGCUAGACUUGUUGACCCAGCGCCCAAUCAGCGAUUGAUCCGCCAGCCAAUCCGCAUCGCUGAGCCACCAGAUAAUGAACAUCAUCAGCCCACGAGCCAAUCAGCACUCUGGACCUCUCAGCCAAUCAGCAUCGUUCACGCACCAGCUAACCAAGUGCAGCAGCCCACCCGCCAGCCUAUCAGCGCUCUGGACUUCUCAGCCAAUCAGCAUUGUUGACCCCCCAGCUAACCAACCGCAGCAGCCUGCCCACCAGCCAAUCAACACUCUGGACUUGUCAGCCAGUUGCCAUCUUUAAUCACCUGCCAGCCAAUCAGCGGCGCUCUGGACUAGUUGGCCAAUCAGCAUCCUCCCUGCCGGCUCUCUGCCAACCAAUCAGCGUCACCGCGCCGCCAGCCAAUCAGCACUCCCUGCCUCCUCCUAGCUGUUGCCAUCCCGCUCACCAGCCAAUCAGAUCCCUCGCUGCCCUCCCACCAGCCAACCACGACUCCGGCUCCCAAGCUUCAGCCUGCCAACCGGCCAAUCGGAACUCUUGCCGCCGCCCCGCCGGCCAAUGGGCGCUCCUCCCCGCCACUGUGCCGUCCAAUCAGCGCCCCCCCAGCCAAUAAAGCGGCGCCGUGGGGCAGAGCCGU
Molecule: messenger RNA, 1290 nt
Organism: Oxyura jamaicensis (ruddy duck)
Lineage: Eukaryota; Metazoa; Chordata; Aves; Anseriformes; Anatidae
Product: progestin and adipoQ receptor family member 4-like
Cellular component (GO): membrane
Molecular function (GO): signaling receptor activity
Source: RefSeq, a predicted model, not a curated record